Messenger RNA from Mesocestoides corti, 2457 nucleotides. NCBI's taxonomy places the organism in Eukaryota, Metazoa, Platyhelminthes, Cestoda, Cyclophyllidea, Mesocestoididae. The record is from the annotation of a GenBank genome assembly.
AUGGUGAGGGAAGAGUUGCUACUUAAUGGGGCACUGGACACUAAGCGCUUUCUGGUUGGUGGCCGGCGUUCUUCUAGGCGUAAUAGUUUGUCCUCGAGUCUGCCGACCAAUCAGAUGCUUGCCUCCACCUAUGACCCGGUUACUGACGCUACUGACAAACCAAACGCUCAGUACUUGGCUGUAGAAGCAACAGCUAGAAGCGUGUCCUCCUCAUUACAUGAAACUUGCCAAACGAUGGAAUGCAUUGGAACCGCCCACAAAAUUCUCUCUGGAAUGAACAUAUCUGCUGAUCCGUGUGUCGACUUCUACAGCUACGCUUGCGGUGGCUGGAUCGAGAAACACCACAUACCACCUGGCACAAACAGUUGGACGGUCUUCUCUGAAUUAGCUCAAACAGCGGAGUACUUUGCUAAAGACCUACUGGAAAAGGAAGCUUCACCGGAUGACAGCCGUGGACUACAACUGGCAAAGACUUACUUCGCCUCGUGCAUAAACGAACAAGCUGUCAACCGUCUUGGUCUGCAGCCAAUAAAAUCUAUUCUGACACGACUGUUCGGCGGUUGGCGGCUGCUCCCAGAAGGCACCGAGGGAGCCCGAUCAGACUCCGAGGACAUAUUUCAACCAGGAAAAUAUGACCUAACUGAUCUCAUUGGAAUCUUCCUCCGCCAUGGCCACGGUGUCGACAUUUUUCAACUUCUUAUCGAAAAGGAUCCACGGAAUUCCAGUCGCUAUGCCAUUACACUUGCUCCUGGUGAAGUCAGCAUGCUCCCAGAAUACUACCUCGAAACAACUGACGCAAAGAUACAAAAGGUGGUUUAUCACUUUAAAGAAUUUAUGCACACUUAUGCCGCAAUGCUGGGUGUGCCAGAAGACCACGUCAAAGCAAUGGACGAUGUUUUUGAAUUGGAGACGUUAAUGGCAAAGAAUAUGGAGCCAAGAGCCCGCCAGAGCAUUGAAACCAACUUCUUUAAGUUGAACAUGACUGAACUCCAGGAAUUCUGUCCAGUGAUCGAUUGGAAACGCCUCUUCAACGGCCUCUUUAGUGCGGUAAAGUACAAAAUCUUGGACUCUGAAACGGUUAUAAUCGGUGACCGACCCUUCUUCGAAAAACGCUGUAAGAUAUACGCCGACUAUAUGGCCUCCCCAGAGAGGAUAAAAAUAGUGCACGAUGCUGCGAUCUGGAGGACUCUGUGGUCUACUAGCCCCUACAUGCCGUCUAUUGUGAGGAAAGAAAUCGAAAUGUACGAACAAGCGAGCACUGGUGUGAAGGAACAACCGCAACGCUGGUUAUCAUGCGUGCGAAAUGCCGAGGAGUUUUUCGGGAUGACGAUUGCUCGCAAGUUCGUAUCUCGACACUUUGAUGAGAGAAGCAAGGAAAUGGCUACAAAAAUGAUUACAAGAAUCAAAAUGGCCUUCAAAACCUCAUUCCACCAAGUAGACUGGAUGGACGAAAAGGCCAAAAAGGGGGCUGAGGAGAAAGUUGACUUGAUGGGAGAUUCCAUUGGUUACCCUGACGACAUCAACGACAUUGAAAAAGAAAACAGGCCCUAUCUUGCAGUGGAGUCUCUCAGCAACGAGACCUUCCUCGAAAACAGUUUUACUCUCGCCAAAUCCAAGACGCUGGUCCUACUUCAGAAACUCUAUGACGACACCGUCAAAACCUGGGACAUGGCGCCUCACAUUGUCAAUGCCUUCUACAACCCACGCGAGAACCACAUCUACUUCCCGGCCGGCAUUCUCCAGAAGCCCUUCUACGACGCUAAUUUUCCUCUUGCUCUGAACUACGGCGGAAUAGGCGUUGUGGUCGGCCACGAAAUCGUCCAUGCAUUCGAUAGGCAAGGUGCUAAAUCUAUUGUCUACUGUGGCCUCCCGAUAAUGUUUAAGAAACAAGAUUGGUUUAGUGGAAUUACUGGCAUUUUCCUAGGCGUAGAAGUAAUUUGGGGUUCCAAGUACGAUGCCAAGGGAAACCUUCGACAAUGGUGGAGUGAAAGCACUAAAACAGACUUUGAGAAAAACAGUGAAUGCAUGGUUCUUCAGUACCACAAUUACUCAGUCCAAGGAAAGCACGUUGAUGGACACCUCACCCUUAGCGAGAAUAUUGCUGACAACGGCGGAAUAAAGGCUGCCUAUCGGGCGUUCCUGAAAUUGCAGGAGGAGGAAGGGACUCAUCACAAAAUACCAGGCCUAAACAUGACUUUCAACCAGCUUUUCUUCAUAUCUUUUGCCCAGAUGCGCCGUAACCCCAUGUGUAGUGCCAAGGCAUUCUGCAGCGGAGUUGAUGAUGAGGCAGAAGUCAAGUCUUACUGGCUAACAGCGAUUGCUUACGAGCCGUUCGUGUUGGUUAAAUGCUGUUGUAGAGUAAUCGGGACAUUGUCGAACUCGGAAGACUUUGCCAAGGCGUUUUCUUGCCCACGGGGAUCUUUCAUGAACCCUGUGCAUAAAUGUGUCCUUUGGUAG